Pectinophora gossypiella (pink bollworm) is the source of this 5112-nucleotide messenger RNA. It is a transcript of the gene Ubx, whose product is annotated as homeotic protein ultrabithorax. Gene Ontology annotation, biological process: negative regulation of transcription by RNA polymerase II; anterior/posterior pattern specification. Gene Ontology annotation, molecular function: DNA-binding transcription factor activity, RNA polymerase II-specific; RNA polymerase II cis-regulatory region sequence-specific DNA binding. Bases 410 to 1189 code for a protein of 259 amino acids. The record is from RefSeq and is a predicted model, not a curated record. Lineage: Eukaryota; Metazoa; Arthropoda; Insecta; Lepidoptera; Gelechiidae. Gene Ontology annotation, cellular component: nucleus. The transcript is spliced from 4 exons.
CCGCGCUGGUCGCUACCCGGACGCGCUCGCUCGCCUGCCACUCGCGAACACAAACUUCGCUCGCAACGUGCCCGGCUCACACAUCGCGAACUGAAAAUAAAACAUAACACCCACCAACCAGCGUGAGACGACUCGGCAGACGGAACCGCUUAAAACUCGUAAAACCCGCGGCACGCGCUCCCAAGUCGUAAAAUAAUCGUAAAAAGUAAACACACGUCAACUGGCCUUUAUCGCCAACGAAGCCCAUUAUGACGCUCGAGUGACGUUUAAGAGGCAAUAAAAUUAAUAAAGGUUAAUAUUCACUGUCUGUAUUUGGAGUGACAUUGGCGGAGGUCGCGUUAUCACGGCGCGUGGGACCGCGAUGACAUAAGUGCUGUCUUCUAAGUGAAGUUGGUGACGGUGACUGUUCAUGAUGAACUCUUACUUCGAGCAGGGUGGUUUUUACGGGGCCCACGGGGUGCACCAGGGGAGUGGCGGAGGAGACCAGUACCGAGGGUUUCCUCUAGGACUAACUUAUGCCCAGCCGCACGCACUGCACCAGCCGCGGCCGCAGGACUCGCCGUACGAUGCAUCAGUGGCGGCGGCCUGCAAACUUUACGCUGGAGAGCAACAGUAUGCCAAGGCAGAUUGUUCCAAGGCCGGAGGAGAGCAACAGAAUGGCUAUGGAGGCAAGGAGGCCUGGGGCUCCGGUCUGGGCGCGCUGGUGAGACCGGCAGCCUGCACCCCAGAGGCGCGAUACAGUGAGUCCUCGAGUCCAGGCAGAGCCCUCCCCUGGGGGAACCAGUGUGCACUCCCAGGUUCCGCAGCAGCCGCAGCGCAGCCCGUCCAGCAUCAACCCACCAAUCACACCUUCUACCCUUGGAUGGCCAUAGCAGGUAUUUACGAAAGAGCGAACGGUCUCAGAAGGCGAGGGAGACAAACGUACACGAGAUAUCAAACGCUAGAGUUAGAGAAAGAGUUCCACACGAAUCACUACCUAACGCGGAGGAGACGUAUCGAGAUGGCGCACGCACUUUGUCUCACGGAGCGACAAAUCAAAAUAUGGUUCCAGAAUCGAAGAAUGAAAUUAAAGAAAGAAAUCCAGGCUAUAAAAGAGUUAAACGAGCAGGAGAAGCAGGCGCAGGCGCAGAAAGCGGCGGCGGCAGCCGCGGCGGCCGCGGCGGCGGCGCAGGGCCAUCCCGACCACUAAGCCCACCAUACAUAAUAACCAGUGAUACCUAUAUAAAUUCGCAGUCCGCCGAACAGUCCCUAGAAUUGUGUUUGUAAAUUGUUUGUAAUUAUUUUUCGUUAUUUAAGUGUUGUUCGGUUGUUGUGAUUAUUUUUUUAAAUUAAUUUUUAACUAGACACAAUGUUUUCUAAUUGAACGAACAAUAAACUGUUGAAUGCUAGAAUAGAAACGGGUCGUAUUAUUUUGUGUUUCGGGUGUUUUGUUUUUGUUGAUUUAUUGAAUUAUUUUAUAUUUUAAUUCGCGCUAUCGUCGAAGAUGUUCGCGUUCGGAAACCAGUGCAAUUUGUAGAAAUCUCUUCCGUGUAACAUAGUGUAGGAGUAUCGUAGUGCGUUUUACGUUUUGUGCGACCGUAGCGCCCCCAGCUCGACAGCGGCGGCGAGACGAACUAUUAUUACAUUGUACAAAUUUAAUAUGCCUACCAAAGAGACCCGGUCUCGUACCCUUAAUGUCUAAGUAAGAAAGAGUCGUAAGUUAAAUUAAUUACCUGCUGUCUUUCUAAAUAUCGGACUCAUGUGUGAAACAGAAUAACCUUCCGCGCCAUCUUAAUCCUUCAAUACUCUCGCAUAAGUUUAUAGUGUAAACGUGAUCGUGUUCCUGCAGUUUUAAUAGUCGGUGAAGUUAAACAAAUUGCCAUAAAUAUAAGUAGGUAUUAUUUAGAGUAGCCGUGUAAAUAGUUAGGGUUAUGUGUAUGGAAGUGAGCGGUUGACGAUGCGUCGGCGCGCGGUGCACGGCGCGCGGCGCGAGCGCAGUGGAAUGGUCAGAAAAAGCUUCGGGGAGAGUGCGGGCGAGAGCAGGGGAGCGGGGCGCGGCGGGGGAGCGCGCGCCGCCGGCCACCGAACAGGACUAGGUGGUCGUCGCGUGUAAAGCGUUCUCAAUGCUUUGGUAGGUUUUAGAACAUAAAACGUAAGUUAGCGCGCUCCAAGAUGAAAACUCUGUCUUUCAAUGUGAAUUGUAAGGUUUUCGAUUGUCACCCUGCUAGCCUCUACAGUUUGACGUACAAAAAUCAAGAUAUCAAAGUCGAUCGUCGAAUAAAUUUUUGUGCCAGCCCACACGAACGCUUAGGCAAUCGACUGCCGAAGAUUUAUUGUCAAAAUUUCCCGUUAGUAACGCUUCCCGAGCACACUCCGCGUAUCACUAUUUCACAAAUAAAAGAACCAGUCGCGAUAUCAUCGUCGACUAUAAAUUAUAUGAAGCUCGGAUGAAAAAUACGCGGUUUCGUGUCCGCUUAUUUAUCGCUUAGCUUGACUUAUGUAUGAAUACAUUAUCGGAGACGAUAUUAAAUAGAAUUAUCGAUUAAUAUUAAUCAGCUUCUGUCGAUAUGUUACGUAAACAGCGAAGGAACGGGCUGGGUGUGCACAUGUGGAAGUGUCUAGAAUGUGCUGUAGAUGGAGCCAUUAGAAAGCGCGGGCUGCCGAUGUCCGGGACAUGGUGUUAGUUGCGCGAUUGUCGCUAUCGCGCCGGCUGAUCUGCUAUCGGGCUGCAUCGGCACAGUGGCUGCUCGCGCUAGGAAUAGGUUGAGUUCCCGCGUUCCCGUGAUAUAUUGUUCCGCAUCUCCCUGUAUAAAUCUUGAACGCCUGCUGAGGUACACGGGACACGGCCGCCGCUCCACAGCGCCGAGCUUCAAAUGGAAUUGUGUUUUUAUUUAUCGUGCGAAUCGUGCCCCACUAUCGCUCACUCGAAAUCGCACUUUAUCUGCCAAAACGCGGAGUUGGAUCGGCGCGCGUUUAACAGCUCUAUGUAGUUACUUUUCAAGACCGGUUUAUGUGCGCACAUAGUUUUUGUCUAAAAUGCUCUAGUUUUAUUAAAACCGAUUUAUUCAGUGUAUACGAUAUGCAACGUGUUUUGAAACUUGCCACAAACAUUUAGCCGUCACGUGUGAAUCGAGUGGGGGCAACAUUACAAAUUUUGAAAUACUCAACUUAUUGUAAUAAUAAUAUAGCACGUUCUCUGUAGUAUUUGAACUUUCAUAUUUCAUAUUAAUGUUUAUGAGAAUAUCUUGUUGAAAUAUAUUUUUACUUCAAUACAGAAUCUGAAAACUUAAAUCUACUGACGAACAGAAGUUUUGAAUAUUUAAUGUUACUGCAGUAAACGUGCUACUGUUUAAUGUAAAUAUUAAGACUAGCGUAGUAUCUAUUUGUAUGUGAAAUCUGAUGUACAACGUCUGUAUACGUUUCAUGACAUACAUGAUAGUGAUACUUUAUAACAGACUAUAGCUUACUUAAUUUUGUGCUGGCCUGGCGCGUGUGGCUAACAUUUUUAAUUUUAAAGCUGAAAAUAGACCAAAAUUCUUCCGCAUCGUACGCGCUGUCAGAAUUUUCAGUUUUUAUUGGAAUUAUGACAGAAUGAAUAAGGUUAAUAUUUGUUUUUUAAAUUGCAAAAUUCUGAUGACGUCAUAGAAAGAAUUCGACGCGUAAUUUCACUGGAUUACUUGUCAAUGUUACUGGAAUAUUUAUUUAAAAUUAAUUACAAAAAUCGACUUUUCUGUUCUAUAGUACCUAGUGAUUAUAAUACAUACUUAUAAAAUUGUAAAUUCUGACAGCGAGUUCAAUGCGGAAGAGUUUUGAUUUGUUGGCACCUCAAUAACACGAGCAAUAUUUUAAUAAAUAAAUGGAUUAAUAAAUGGUCUGAUUCUUUUAAAGGCGGAUUUCCUGACAACUCUUAUGGCAUCGAAAAUCACAUAAGUUUAUACCGAUAUCAAAAACAGCCCAUGACUACAAUCUAUUUAUAAAAUUGAGAAGAAACGCGAACAUAAUAGUGAUUAUAUUUAUUAUCCAAAAGUUAACACAUAGUAUACUCGUUUGAUUUAGGUAUUAGCCAAAUAAGCAUGAAAUCCUAUACGAGCUGUCUUUAUGAAAUCUCUACAGUGAAUAAUAAGAAGCGAAACAUUUGAUAAACAAUAUAGUGAGAAAUAGACAAUGUAAAAAUACUUAGUACCACAGCGUCAUGCCAGAGAUCCUAAAUACGUAACUACAAAAGCUUUAGAAUGAAAAAUAUUCCAUUCAUUAGUCGAUAGCUUAACUUAUUAUUAGAACAAAUAGUUUACCUAUAGUCAGAUAAAAAUGACAACAAUCAAAACUAGUUGUGCCCAGUAUACGAAUAGCUAAUAUUAUUAAGUAAUAAUGUAAUUUAUUUUAAGAUACAGUAGUGGUAAUAUUUUUGGAUUCCUAUAAACAUAUACGUAAUUUUUUCUUCUGUAAAUCAUAGGGUGACGCAAAAUUUGGUCGAGAUUCUUUCCAUCUUUUUUAAAGAUUUUGGAACGUGCCAAAUUUAUUUUAUAUUUUACGGUAUUUACCUCUGAAUGUUCCUUGUUUUUGUAAUACGUUUUUUACCAAGGCAGUUAAGAAAAUCAAUACUGAUUUGCCAUUUUCCACAGAAAGAAUCUGCGUUCAAGUUUUCAGUCGGUUUUGUUACAUACUGUAUUGUAAAUAUUAUAUACUUACUAUUUAUAACGCAUCUUUAUAGAACUUACAUUUCUGAAAUCAAAAUUGAACACUUGUUUUUUUAUCACUGAAUUUUAGUUUGAAUUUAGAAGGUUUAGCUGUCAUCCAGUCCAAUAUAAUUAUAUUCGAUAUAAAAAGCUCACGGAUAUACGUAAAUUUUGUCCUUAACAAAGCAUUUGUCAAACGUAAAUAUUAGGUAGGCCCAAUUUAUUGUAAUGUAACAUAAUUAUUAAUUAGUAAUAUGAAGAGAAAUACUUAAACCGAGGGAGUCUAGUGUAGCAAUGAUUUAAAUGUUUGUGUUUCAUGAUCGUAUUGUGUGCAAAGUGUAAUAAUGUUCUAUUACCUAUCAUCAUUAUGAGUGGAAAGCGAUAUUAUGAUUUUUUUGUACAAUAUCGGCUAUAGUGCGAAAUGGAUCUGCAUUAAAUAAAAUUCUGUUACUGUAUA